Molecule: messenger RNA, 2103 nt
Organism: Trametes versicolor FP-101664 SS1
Lineage: Eukaryota; Fungi; Basidiomycota; Agaricomycetes; Polyporales; Polyporaceae
Exons: 12
Coding region: 1-1932 (643 amino acids)
Cellular component (GO): cytosol; mitochondrial outer membrane; nucleus
Molecular function (GO): protein binding
Source: RefSeq, a predicted model, not a curated record
AUGUCCUCUCAAGAAACCAAGACUCCCGUCGAGCCAUGGAACGCUACCCCGCCUCCGUUCCCAAAGUCGUCGUACUCCCCGAAUAAGGCACUCGACGAUAUUGGCGGGGUGGAAUAUGCGCUGCAUCUCUUCUUGGGAUCGCACAUGCUCGAAUCGGAGGAGUACUGCCGCAAAUAUGACCCGAAGAUGGAACGAGUCUACCUCGCCACUGGCUUCGGCCUUAUCCAGUGUGUGAAGGGGCUGAUGUCGUUCGAAGACGAGGACUUGGUGGAUGCCAUCGCUCACGUACGACACGGGAACACCAUCGCGAGUCAGCACAGGAAGCGGGCCGCAUCGCUCCCAACACGGCUGGCAGGCCUCGUCAUGGGCUCGCUAAACACCUCCGGUGUCGGGUUCAUCAAGAGCAUGACGCCUGUAGAGCGGCACGCAGAGCUGGUCUACGCUGAGAGCCUGUUUGAGAAGGCCCUCCUUGGGAUCGUCUACUCCGGGGACUGGCUCGCGUUCAUCAAAGAAGCCCUCAAUAUGCGCACCACAAUCAACAUCUACCGUCAGCUCGGGAAGUACCUCGAAGCGGCAGAUGCGGAGGCUCAAGCAAAGGGGUUGGGCUCCGAGGAUCCCGCCAUUGACGCGCACUUCCGAUCCGGAGUGUAUCUCGGCGUCGGGGUCUCGAACUUGAUUCUGUCGUUGAUGCCGUCGAAGCUGCUCGCCAUCGUGGAGCUGUUCGGGUACAAGGGUGACAGGCAUCUGGGUCUGUCCUACCUGCAGAAAGCUGGCGGGUGGUCGGCGGAGUCGGACGUGCCGUCCAUAGACAUCGAUCAGGAAGGGCUGCGGCGGACCAUCUGCGACAUGACGCUGCUCAUCUUCCAUCUGGUGCUGUCGAGUUUCACGUUUGAGGGCGUGGACAUUCGGAUGGCCCAGAAGAUCCUGGACUAUCACAUCCAGCGCUACCCCAACGGUGUGUUCUUCCUGUUCGGCCAAGGGCGACUGCAUCUGUGCCGCAGCCAGCCCGCGGCGGCGCUUGGGUUCUACCGGAAGGCAAUGGAGGCGCAGAACCAGUACCGCAACCUGCACCACAUCUCGUUCUGGGAGAUGGCGAUCGCGAACCUUGCGCUGUGGGAGAUCAGCGCGUCGCUCGAGUGCUGGCGGACGCUCGCGGCGGAGGCCACGUGGUCGAAGGCGACGUACACGUACGGCGUCGCGGUGUCGCUGCUGCAGCUCGGGGACGAGAAGCACCAGGGGGAGGUGGCGGAGCUGAUGGCCAAGGUCCCGACGCUCCGGCAGCGCAUCGCGGGGAAGAGCAUCCCGAUCGAGAAGUUCGUGGCGCGCAAGGCGCGCAAGUUUGCGCAGCAGGGCGCGCGGCUCGCGCUCCCUGCGCUCGAGUUUGCGUAUUUCUUUCUUGGGAUCGCGCACGCGCCACGCUCGGUCGUCACGGCGCGGAUGCUCCCGCUCGUGCAGGCGCAGCUCGAUGCCCUGGAUGAGCACGCCGGCGAGCCGGCGAAGUAUGGCAGUGCGGGCGCCGAGGAGUACUGGGACGACCGGGCGUUGGCGCUGUUCUUGAAGGGGAUCUGUUUGCGAUAUGUCGCGCAUCCCGACCCCGAUGCGGUGUUGGAUGCUGCGGACGAGGCGGCAAUGAAGGAGGGUAAGGCGGAGGCGGAGAAGGGCUCGCGAGAGGCUUUCGAGGCUGUCUUUGAGGUCGGCCCCAAGAUUGUCUACGACCACUAUCUGGUCUACUUUGCGCACUAUGAGUACGCGCGGCUGCUUGCGUGUCAGGGAGACAAGGUGAAUGCACGGCUGCAGUUGGAACUUGUUCAGUCCGGCAAACCGUUGGAAGUCAACCCCGCGGGGCGUAAGGGCAAAUACAGCAUGGAGAAUGCCAUCCACAUUCGCACGCAUGCUGCGUUAGAGGCCCUCGAACGCAACCGUCGGUUGUAGAUACCUCUAGAUGUUCGUUGUGAGUAGACCAUCGGGCUCUCGACGAGCCCGUGCUCUCAUGGAUGCUACAUGAUGAAUCGUCCACGAUCUUGGUUAUGUUAUGUUGUAUGAUAUGUAUACGGUGCGAUCCUGUAGUCCCUGGUCAUAGUGCUCUCGUCUGCUGUCGAUUUC